Molecule: messenger RNA, 1261 nt
Organism: Gastrolobium bilobum
Lineage: Eukaryota; Viridiplantae; Streptophyta; Magnoliopsida; Fabales; Fabaceae
Exons: 1
Coding region: 197-853 (218 amino acids)
Molecular function (GO): protein binding
Source: RefSeq, a predicted model, not a curated record
CCAAAGCUCACUCCAUGAUUAUUAAAAUGAAAGGAAAAAAUAUAUCAAAUAUGGCGGCUAAAGUUAAAAAAGACUUCCAAGUCAAAGGGUGGAGUAGCAGUACUACUACUAAACAAUUUCAUCUCUGCACUUCCCCUAUCAUCUUCCCUUCACAUAGAGAAAGAUUCAAUUCAGGAUUCAAAAAAACCAAACUGAAAUGGAGAACAACGAGAAAGACUCAAUGGUGCACGACAUCGUUUUGCAAGUCAUCAUUGCGUUGGUGAUGGCGAUCUCGUUCCUCUUCAUGCACGACAUACCGAAGAAGAUGUGGACCAAGUUCCGCCUCAGAAACCGCGCAGACAUUCAAGCGAAGCGUCACUUCGUCCAAGGAGCGCAGCUUCUGGCUCGAGCCAGAUCCUCCAAAUCCCGAACCCUAGCCAAGGAAGCCAUAGCCGAAGCCGAACGAGCCAUCUCGCUGGACCCUAGGGACGCCGCCAACUACCUCCUUAAGGCUCUCGUCCUCGAUUUUCAGGGCUUCCGUACCUCCGCUCUCGAUUCACUCGACGUUGCUCUCUCCCCUCUCGCUGCUAAGUCCCUCACCGAUGCGGAGCGUGGCGACGCGCUUCUCAAGAGAGCCGAGUUGAAAUUGGGGACGACGACUCACCGCGCCAACAACCGUGUUGACUCGGCAAUCGCUGAUUUGAACGAGUCGGUUAAGCUCAGCGCCAACAACGCGAGGGCUUUUUGUGUGUUGGGAGAGUGCUAUGAGAAGAAGAAGAUGAACGAUGAUGCUAGGAAGGCUUACCACGAUGCUCUCCAAUUGGAUCCUCAAUUGCGUGUGGCUCAACAAGCCCUCCUCAGGUUCGGUUCUUAAACUCAAAAUUGGUCUCUAAUUUUGACACCGAUUUUGAUAUUACAGUGUCCUGUUUCGUGUUUGGAUUAUACUUUGCGCCUUCAAAUUCGUUGAGUUAGAUCUAUUAUUAACAUAUUUGGUAUCCAAAAAUCGUGGUUAGAUUGUGUUUGAGUAUGACUUUAGGUUUGGAUCAAACCGUGGUUGGCGAAUUAUAAUCCAAACAUGCUAAGGCUAAUGUUAUUUUGGUAAUUUUCCAAGUUGUACACGUUCGCAGGAUUGUAUCUAUAAUCGCUGGGUUUAGAGAUGUGAGUAUUGUGUGCGGUGAUGUGAGCUUUGAGAUGAGAAAUCUUAAUUCGCUUUGUACUUCUUGCUUUGAAAAUUGGGAGACGGUCUUGAAAUUCACGAGUACCUUUUUGUUUUAUGCCACUU